UCAUGUUAAAGUCAGGAGGGAGGAGAGGGGGAGAAAGAGGGGCUAAAAAAUUAAUAUACGGUUGAAGAAAACAUAAGACCUUCGCCAAAUCGGUGGAUAGAACCGUGGAUAUCAUGGACAGGAAAAGGUGGGAGUGCUCGGCUCUCCCAAAGGGCUGGAAAAGGGAAGAAGUGACCAGAAAGUCGGGUUUGUCAGCGGGGAAAAGCGAUGUCUAUUAUUUUAGCAGAGGUGAGGAAGAGGAGGAAGAGCAGAGGCGAGAGAGAGGGGAGGCGGGUCGUUUGUUUAGUUUGUGUCCAACUGGAAAGAAGUUCCGGAGCAAGCCUCAGCUGGCGCGUUACCUUGGCAACUCUAUGGAUCUCAGCUCCUUUGACUUCCGUACAGGAAAGAUGCUCAUGAGCAAACUUAACAAGAGCAGACAGAGGCUCCGCUACGAUAAUAACAGUCAGACAAAGGGCAAACCAGACCUGAACACCUCUCUCCCAGUUCGUCAGACGGCCUCCAUCUUUAAGCAGCCUGUCACAAAAGUUACCAACCACCCCAGCAACAAAGUCAAAACAGACCCACAGAAAGCUGUUGACCAGCCAAGACAGCUGUUUUGGGAGAAGAAGCUGAGUGGCCUUAAUGCUUACGACAUUGCUGAAGAGCUGGUGAAAACCAUGGAGCUUCCAAAAGGUUUGCAGGGAGUUGGACCUGGAUGCACAGAUAAGACUCUUUUAUCUGCGAUAGCUAGUGCUCUGCACACUAGUGCUGCCCCUAUCACAGGCCAGCUGUCUGCAGCUGUGGAGAAGAACCCCGGUGUGUGGCUCAACACAGCCCAGCCCCUCUGUAAGGCUUUCAUCGUCACUGAUGAGGACAUCAGGAAACAAGAGGAGCUGGUGUACAAUGUGAGAAAGCGACUGGAAGAGGCUCUGAUGGCUGACAUGCUGGCUCACAUAGAAGAGGCGUCCAGUGGAGGAGAGGCACUUAAGGAAGAGGGGAACUGUCAUGAAGACAAAGAUGAUGUAUAACAAAGGGUGAUCAGGUGUUUUUAAACUACCUACAUACAGGUUUAUCAACACAAGUUCAACCAGGACCACAACUCCCCACUCCAACAGAUCAGCUCAACACCUUUACCAAGAUGCUCUAGUCCUGCUCUGUGGGACUCUGAUUUAAGCCCACUGGUUGAGAUUUCUCUCCAGGACUGUCAGUUGGGUUUUCAGAUGUAUUUUUUUUUUUUCCAGAAUGUGUUUUUACUGUCUGUAAGAACAAAACAUUUGCAGAUCUCAGAGUUGAAAGUGGCGCUACGAUGUUUCUAUGGAUUGAUGUGACAAUCGCUAAAUCCUCCAAGCAGUGUAGGUGUGGUGACAUCUUAGGAUGACAUAGGUGAUAAAGAACUAGUCCUUUAACAAUACAAUCAUCUGUGGUCAUGAUAUAGACGACAAAAUGAUGCAGUCAGUAUUGAGCAAUAUAGAGCACUGCGGAAGGAGUCGUGUGAAAGGCAUGUUGGGUUUUGGAGGCUGGUUAGACGUAGCCUCGUUAAAAUAGUUUAAGUUUGAUGCCUAAUUUUGACCAGUUUAGGGUAGUAGGACCUCAUGAUUGCAAAUUCCUAGGGGUUUGGCCAAACCAACUCUUUAAACAGUUAAAGUUUGGACUAGGGACAGUUUUAACAGUCUCUUAACAAUGUUAAUUUCUAUUAAACCCACUGGCAUCACUUUUGCCCAUUCACGUUUCUACAAAUUCAGUGUAAGAUCAGUUUGAUUUGAUGCUGGGAAAAAGUUUAGAAUUCUGUAUUUUAAAAGAAGGAAGUUCUGAGCUCCAGGUUCGAUUGACAUGUUUUAUUCUAAACUGCCACAAAGGUAUUUGUAGAUUUUAUGUUUACUUUGGUGUAUUGACAUUGAUAAGUUCAUAAAUGGUUAUCUUGGGCACAAUGGUGUAGAGAUGAACAACUCUCGCCAUGCAUUUUUAUUCAUAUUUCAUUCAGUCCAUGGUGCUUAUUGUAAUUACUGAUGUUCUUUUAUAUGCUCUUCAAAUUUUCUUUUAUAUCCUGUUCACACUGUUAAUUUCUCAAAUUCACCACAGAACAUAAAAUCUGAAUUCAGUAUCAAAAUGUGAAUGGAGACUCCAUAUGCUGUGUCUGAAAGUUUUUUGAGUAAACGCACAUUACCAGGUUCAAACUGUUUUGUUUUUGUUUUUUUUUCUGAAGGGAUAAUAUUUCCAGGGUUCAACCAUCUUGCAGUUUACUUUGCCAUUUUACAAAGUAAAGUGUUUCUGUAUGUUCAGUGUGUGAAAGUCUCUUUUAUUGGCCACUUUGUUAGUGAUUCCAGCCAUUUGAUUACAUUUUAUAGAGCCUAUUUAAAAUUUUUUUAAAGGCCUCUAUCAUGGAAAAUAAGAGUUUGAUGUACUGUGGCAACAUUGUUAAAGUUUCACUCAACAGUUGUGAACAUGAAGUAGAAAACGUAAAGAACAAAUAAAGAUCAGACAAAACCA
Messenger RNA from Pygocentrus nattereri (red-bellied piranha), 2466 nucleotides. RefSeq names its product methyl-CpG binding domain protein 3b (gene mbd3b). Lineage: Eukaryota; Metazoa; Chordata; Actinopteri; Characiformes; Serrasalmidae. Bases 114 to 1007 code for a protein of 297 amino acids. Gene Ontology annotation, molecular function: DNA binding. The transcript has 8 exons. The record is from RefSeq and is a predicted model, not a curated record.